CUCAGAGAAAGUGAAUCAGAGAGUUUGCAAAAACGAGUAAACGUAUUUAAUUUUCACAACCUCCAAGCCAAACCCAACCUCCCAUUCUUUACUUUCUUCCUCUGCCAUCUACAUUCACUCCAAACCCUAGAAAAACAUUGACCUAUUUUGUAAAUGGGAUCACUUCACAAACCCUAGACUCACAUUCACAAGACCUAACAAACCCCAGAUUCAGCUCCGACCCACUUCAGCAAUGGCCACGAAUUUCUUGCUCAGGUACUUCAUAACUCUAGCUUUAUUCAUUUACCACUUCAAAAUCUUAUAUGCAGACCAAAGUUCCUCUUUUUCCUUCAAAACUUUUGUUAAAGAUCCGAACCUUGAUUCCAACAUUGCUUUAUAUGGGGAUGCCAAGGUUGUUAAUGAUGAGUUUUCAGUUCAACUUACUAACUCUGUUAGUUCAAGUGCUGGGCGCGUCAUGUAUAAGAAGCCCAUCAAGCUUGUUGUUGAAGGUAAGCCUAGGAAUUUAGCUUCCUUUUCAACAAAUUUCUCCUUUUCAAUGUUAAAGGAAAGUGGUGAUGGUUUGGCUUUUGUUAUGGCUCCAAGCGUUUUAAAUUUUAAUGGGUUUGGUAAUAGUUCAUUUGGGCUCUCUCAAGUAUUGGAGAAAGAUAUAUUUAGAGUUGUUGCCGUUGAAUUUGAUACUUUAAGAGAUGCUAAGUAUGGCGAUUUGAAUGACAAUCAUGUGGGGAUUGAUGUGGGUAGUCUUUCAUCAGUUAAAGUUAGCAAUGUCUCAUCUCACAAUAUGUGGUUGAAUAGUGGUAAGAAAUUUACUUCUUGGAUAGAUUAUGAAGCCAGUUCGAAGAGAUUAGAGGUUAGGUUGAGUCAUUUUGGUGAUAGCAAGCCGGUUGAUCCACUGCUCUCAUACCCAAUCGACUUAUCAAAAGUGUGGAAUAAUGAGGAAGUUUUCGUGGGCUUAAGUUCUUCAAAUGGGAAUUCUACACAGAUAUGUUCUGUAUACUCAUGGAGCUUUAAUCUAAGGCGAGUUCCACAUUGGAUGCAUUCACAGCCAUUAGAUCCUGAAACUGUUGUUAAGAAUACGAAAACACCCCUGCCUGCCCCCAAGCGGAGUGAUUGCUUACUAAGAGUACUUGCUGCUCUGAUUCUUGGUGCUGCUUGUGGAGCUCUGGGAGCAUCUAUUGUGUUGUAUUUGUGGACCAUCUUCGCAAAUAGGCGUCCAGUUGUGCCUGUGACUCCUGAGGAGUGCGCCAUGCACAAUGUGGAUUUCGAGUACAAGAAGGUCAAAGCGACGGUAGAUAAAGCUAUCGAAGAUGGCAAAAAAGUAGACUCUUAGAUGGAUCCUGUUGCAAGUUAUGUGAUGUAAAUUCAUCUUCUUUUUUGUAUUUGUAGUUGCAGGUUUUGUUGUGUGGUUGUAACUGAUGGUCAAUUGUGAAAAAUGUAGUUUUGUGUUACAUAUUGUCUGAUGAUGGAAGAACUAAUGGAGUUUUAACUUUCAAUUGAGAAUAGCCAGUUCAUUUGCUUGA
Molecule: messenger RNA, 1517 nt
Organism: Pistacia vera
Lineage: Eukaryota; Viridiplantae; Streptophyta; Magnoliopsida; Sapindales; Anacardiaceae
Product: flt3 receptor-interacting lectin
Exons: 1
Coding region: 233-1327 (364 amino acids)
Molecular function (GO): carbohydrate binding
Source: RefSeq, a predicted model, not a curated record